AUGGCUUUGUUUGAGGUUGAAGGCUGGAAUAUCAAAGCCAAAAAGGUUGCCAUUGGCGGGCUUCAAAAUGAUAAAAGUAAGAAACUGAAGAGGGAGAAGAGGGAGAAGAAAAAGCGUGCAGCAGAAGAGGUUCAGGAUAUUGAUCACAGCAAUGAGCCAAAGAAGCCCAAGCAUAAUGAAACGAAAGCAAGUAAGUCCGAAAAGAAUGAUACGGAAUCUCAACAGGAAAAGAAGGAGAUCCCGGCUCCUUUGCCCUCCGUUUCAAAAAACUUGACACCUUUGCAACAGAAGAUGAUGGCUAAGCUCUCAGGCUCGCGGUUCAGAUGGAUCAAUGAACAAUUAUAUACCACGUCAUCUGAACACGCUCUACAAUUAGUUAAAGAACAGCCUUCGCUUUUUGAUGAGUACCACCAAGGUUUCAGAUCUCAAGUGCAACUGUGGCCGGAAAAUCCUGUUGAUGUUCUCGUGGAUCAGAUAAAAGCCAGAAGCGCGAAACCUGUUAAUGCGCCUGGUGGUUUGCCUGGGUUGCCUAAUAAAAAAGUCGUGAUUGCGGACAUGGGCUGUGGUGAAGCGCAACUUGCUUUGGAUGUCCAGAAAUUCCUUAGCGAACGCAACCAUAAAAAACAAAGUGGACCAAAGACCAAAAAAUUUGGACCAUCUAAAAAUUUGGACAUUGAAGUCCAUAGCUUUGAUUUGAAAAAGGCUAAUGAACGGGUGACUGUGGCUGAUGUGAAGAAUGUUCCUAUGGAAGAUGAGUCCUGUACCGUCGUCAUCUUUUGCUUAGCAUUGAUGGGUACUAACUUUUUGGAUUUUAUUGAGGAGGCGUACCGUAUUUUGGCUCCAAACGGUGAACUUUGGAUUGCUGAGAUCAAGUCGAGAUUCAAUGAAUCGACUAAUUCCAAAGGUAAGCCAGUGAAGCCAGAAGAAGUGGGAUCUGAAUUCGUCGACUCUUUGAAAUUACUUGGGUUUUUCCACAAGAAAACAGAUAACGCAAACAAAAUGUUCACUCGGUUUGAGUUUUUCAAACCAUCCCGAGAUAUCGUGAAUCAGCGCAAAGAAAAGUUGGAGAGGAAAAAGAAGUUUAUUGAACAGGAGUCGCAGAAAGAGGAACUCGAAAAGAAAAGAAAACAGAAACCGGAGGGCGAAUGGUUAUUGAAACCAUGCAUAUACAAAAGACGGUGA
Molecule: messenger RNA, 1182 nt
Organism: Clavispora lusitaniae ATCC 42720
Lineage: Eukaryota; Fungi; Ascomycota; Pichiomycetes; Serinales; Metschnikowiaceae
Gene: RRP8
Product: 25S rRNA (adenine645-N1)-methyltransferase
Biological process (GO): rRNA methylation; ribosomal large subunit biogenesis
Cellular component (GO): nucleolus
Molecular function (GO): rRNA (adenine) methyltransferase activity
Source: RefSeq, a predicted model, not a curated record